AUGUGGUGUGAGAGCGUCCAGCCUAUGCUGGAGGGUCUCGGGGCUCUGCAGCCCCGUCUGGAGGGUUUUGAGCAGGAUGUGAGCCGGCUGAAGGAGUGGUCCUCGGGGCUGACUGAGAAACGAACCCAGCUCCAAACCAGCCUGACUGCACUGAAAGACGCUGUGGGACAGAUCGAAGAUCGGACCUCGGCCAUCUCAAAGGACUUCAACAACAAGGUGGCGUCAGUGAGGACUGACGUUCGCAGAAUGGACGGUCUGCGGUCAGAACUGGAGUCUCUGCUGACUCAGCUGGGCGAGCUGGACGACAAGACUUCUCAGGUGGAGCGUAGCAUGAUCAAACGCAUCGGGGAUGUGCUGACCAGCAGCAUCGACCGAGUCUCGAAUCUCCGCGCCGCGUCCGAACGCAACACUCAGGCCAUAGAGCAGCUCCGCAAGCGUGUCACUGAACUCGCUGUGGCUGACGACCUCACGUCUGAGCGCCUGAGGGAGCUGGAGAGCGGCAGAGCUCGACUGAUCAGGACGGUGACCUUCGCCGCCGACCUGAAACCAAAAGUGGCUUCUAUAAAGAGAGACUUCGGGGCGUUUGAGCCUCAGCUGUCCGACCUGACUCUGCGGAUAGGGAGACUAGCAGAGGAUCUGACUCAGAGAGAGAAGGAGAUUGCUGAGCUCAGGCAGACAUUAGCUAACCUCACUGCAGUGGAGGGAGAUUUAAGUGUUACAGCUAAACAGGUUGACCAGUGA
This is a messenger RNA of Labrus bergylta (ballan wrasse), 741 nucleotides long. NCBI's taxonomy places the organism in Eukaryota, Metazoa, Chordata, Actinopteri, Labriformes, Labridae. The record is from RefSeq and is a predicted model, not a curated record.